Molecule: messenger RNA, 2862 nt
Organism: Microthlaspi erraticum
Lineage: Eukaryota; Viridiplantae; Streptophyta; Magnoliopsida; Brassicales; Brassicaceae
Source: the annotation of a GenBank genome assembly
AUGGCUUCCUCGGAAGCCGAUUCCCGAUUGAGUCGAGUCGUUACACCAGCUUUAGAGAAGAUCGUCAAGAACGCGUCGUGGCGCAAACACUCGAAGCUCGCUACCGAAUGCAAAGCUGUUAUCGAGCGGCUUAGCUCUCCCCAGAAAUCACCUCCUCCGUCUUCCUCUGCUGAUUCCGAGCCUGAUUCCGGCGUUCCCGGUCCACUUAACGAUGGUGGUUCCGUCGAGUACUCGCUCGCCGAUUGUGAACACAUCUUCAGCCCUCUGAUCAAUGCCUGUGGCACUGGCCUCGCGAAGAUCGUCGAACCAGCUAUCGACUGCAUUCAGAAACUAAUCGCGCAUGGCUACAUUCGCGGUGAAGCGGAUCCCGCCGGUGGAGCAGAGUCCAUCCUCCUUUUCAAAUUGAUCGAGUCCGUUUGUAAAUGCCAUGAUUUGGGAGACGAAUCGAUCGAAUUACCUGUGAUUAAGACUAUGCUAUCUGCAAUUAACUCCAUCUCGCUGAGGAUCCAUGGAGACUGCUUACUCCAGAUUGUACGUACUUGCUACGACAUUUACUUGGGAAGCAAAAACGUGGUGAAUCAAACUACCGCCAAGGCUUCUCUGAUCCAGAUUUUAGUGAUCGUGUUCCGGAGAAUGGAGGCGGAUUCGUCAACGGUCCCGAUUCAGCCGAUCGUUGUGGCUGAGCUCAUGCAGCCGAUCGAGAAAUCAGAUGCGGAUGGGACGAUGACGCAGUUUGUUCAGGGUUUCAUCAGUAAAGUCGUGCAGGAUAUCGACGGCGUGUUGAACCCGACAUUGUCAGGAUCCGGAGGCCAAGAUACGGCAUUGGGGACUACCACCGUGGAGACUACGAAUCCAACGGAUUUGUUGGACUCCACCGAUAAGGACAUGUUGGACGCGAAGUAUUGGGAGAUCAGUAUGUAUAAGUCGGCUCUAGAGGGAAGGAAGGGAGAGCUAGCAGACGUGGAAGCUGAGAAAGAUGAUGACUUAGAGGUUCAGAUAGAGAAUAAGCUGAGGAGAGAUGCCUUUUUGGUUUUCAGGGCGCUUUGUAAGCUGUCCAUGAAGACGGCUCCAAAGGAGUCUUCCACAGAUCCGCAGUCUAUGAGAGGGAAGAUUCUGGCUCUUGAGCUGUUGAAGAUCUUGUUGGAAAAUGCUGGAGCUGUCUUUAGGACAAGCGAAAGGUUCUUAGGUGCUAUCAAACAAUAUUUGUGUUUGUCGUUGUUGAAGAACAGCGCUUCUACUCUUAUGAUUAUCUUCCAGCUUUCUUGCUCUAUAUUUAUCAGUCUGGUUGCAAGAUUUCGGGCUGGAUUGAAAGCGGAAAUUGGAGUUUUUUUCCCCAUGAUUGUUCUUAGAGUUGUAGAGAAUGUUGCUCAACCUAAUUUUCAGCAGAAGAUGAUUGUUCUUCGGUUUCUUGACAAGAUUUGCUUGGACUCACAAAUCCUAGUUGAUAUGUUCUUGAACUACGAUUGUGAUGUCAAUUCAGCAAAUAUUUUCGAGAGGGUGGUCAAUGGUCUCCUUAAAACGGCUCAAGGGGCACCUCCUGGAAUAGCGACAACGCUGUUGCCACCUCAGGAGGCAUCUAUGAAACUUGAAGCCAUGAAAUGCUUAGUAGCCAUAUUGAAAUCAAUGGGAGACUGGUUGAACAAGCAGUUGCGUCUGCCAGCUUCUAAUUCAUUGAAUAAAUCUGAAGCACUCGAGAUCGAUCUGGGACCUGGAAGUCCCCAGUUGGCAAAUGGAAAUGCUGAUGAGGCUGCUGAAGGAUCUGAUACCCAUUCUGAAACUUCAGGAGGUACAUCUGAUGCUUUGGCCAUAGAGCAGCGCCGGGCUUACAAGCUCGAACUUCAGGAAGGUAUUUCUCUUUUUAAUCGGAAGCCAACAAAAGGCAUUGAGUUUCUCAUCAACGCGGGUAAGGUGGGUGACUCUCCUGAAGAAAUAGCAGCUUUUCUCAAAGAUGCGUCAGGGUUGAAUAAAACUUUGAUUGGUGAUUAUCUUGGAGAAAGAGAAGAGUUACAUCUCAAGGUGAUGCAUGCGUAUGUGGAUUCUUUUGAUUUCCAAGACAUGGAAUUUGAUGAGGCAAUAAGAACCUUUCUUGAAGGUUUUAGGCUGCCUGGAGAAGCACAAAAGAUUGACCGAAUCAUGGAAAAGUUUGCUGAACGUUACUGCAAGUGUAACUCUAAGGUGUUUACCAGCGCAGACACAGCUUAUGUUCUUGCAUAUUCUGUGAUCAUGCUCAAUACUGAUGCCCACAACCCCAUGGUGAAGAACAAGAUGUCUGCCGAGGACUUUAUUAGAAACAAUCGGGGAAUCGACGACGGGAAAGAUUUACCUUCGGACUACAUGAAAUCGCUGUAUGAAAGGAUAACAAAGAAAGAGAUAAGGAUGAAAGAAGAUGAGUUACCUUUGCAACAGAAACAAUCCGCAAACUCAAACAGCAUGCUUGGUUUGGAUGGUAUAUUAAACAUAGUGAUCCGUAAGCAGUGGGGAGAUUCAUAUGUGGAAACAAGUGAUGAUCUGAUGAAGCAUAUGCAAGAGCAGUUUAAGGAAAAAGCUCGCAAAUCAGAGUCAACCUACUAUGCUGCAACAGAUGUGGUUAUUCUCAGAUUUAUGAUUGAGGCUUGUUGGGCUCCUAUGCUUGCUGCCUUCAGUGUGCCUUUAGACCAGAGCGAUGAUCUGAUAGUUAUCAACUUAUGUCUUGAAGGCUUUCACCAUGCAAUCCAUGCCACUUCGUUGAUGUCUAUGAAGACCCACAGAGAUGCUUUUGUAACUUCACUAGCGAAGUUCACUUCACUUCACUCCCCAGCUGAUAUCAAGCAGAAAAAUAUUGAAGCUAUUAAGGUUGGUCUUUCUACUAGAUUAAGUUUAUAG